AUGUUAAGCACAUACGUCGGGUACUAUCCGCCCGGUACAUACGUCGGGUACUAUCCGCCCGGUUAUUACGACAACGUCUAUACGGGAGACAAAGUGAUGGACAGGAGAUCCGAUGAAGAGGAGGAGGAAGACGUGUCCCACACUUAUGUCGACCCAAACAGCACUUAUAGCAACGAAUACCGCGAUAUCGUUGACCACUUGAGUACUGAUAAUAACAAUAGUUAUACUCAUAACGAUUUGGAUGAGGACGGGCUCAUUAAGAAGAGUUUCGGAUAUAGGGUUACUGUCUAUCGAUCGCCACAAUCCGGCGACAGUAAUGUGACGGAAGAAGUGCUAAACGAUGGCAACGACUUGUUGUCGGAUGAGAUGACUGCCAGCGAAUCUAACGACGACUACACCGUCACCACUGAUGCCAAUGGCGGCGACGGAGGCGACGAUCAAAUGAUUACUUCGGAGUCAAAUCAAUUGAAAAGCGAGAGUCAAACGGGUCUUAAGGGCAGUGCGAAGGGAAUGGACUAUAAGAGGAAUCAAUACAAUAGAGAUCGCGGAUCUAAUUCACGCGAAGAACUCAAUACCAAGAAAAAUAAGAAAGUGGACACUCAUGACAGGCGAGCCAAUAAUGAGAGGGCUCUCAAAGAGAGGACAAUUAUCGAGUUUUUUGAACGAGAGCAAAUACUGGACUCGGCGUACAAUAAGGACAAAUUGAAUGAUCCCGUGGACGGCCAGCACAACCAUAAUACCGAUGAUCAUCACACGUCCGGUUCAAUGACCAGUGCUGUGAGCGGCUCUCCCGACGGCUCAUCCGUCACACCGACCGGCGGAACCCUCGACGCAAAGGGCGCUCACGAGUACACCGAU
Molecule: messenger RNA, 858 nt
Organism: Medioppia subpectinata
Lineage: Eukaryota; Metazoa; Arthropoda; Arachnida; Sarcoptiformes; Oppiidae
Source: the annotation of a GenBank genome assembly